This is a messenger RNA of Sclerotinia sclerotiorum 1980 UF-70, 1611 nucleotides long. RefSeq lists its product as hypothetical. The coding region runs from base 1 to 1611 and encodes 536 amino acids. The record is from RefSeq and is a predicted model, not a curated record. The transcript has 3 exons. NCBI's taxonomy places the organism in Eukaryota, Fungi, Ascomycota, Leotiomycetes, Helotiales, Sclerotiniaceae.
AUGGAUAUUUUCAAGGAAGCAACGAAGGGUUCACUUCCAUUCGCGGUAGUACUCACUCGUCAUCCUACUUUCUUUCCAAAAGUCGAAAACUCUUCACAUUUAUUCAUGAUGAAGCUUUCGCUGGUUUCAAUCAUUGGUCUUCUGUCAAUUACUUCUGCUCUCCCAGUUGAAAACACAGAGCGAGAUGUACCAAUUGAAGAGAGAGCCGCAGCCCCAACUGUUACAAUUGCAUCCCCAGCAGCGACAAUCAUCGGAGGUGCCGGUACAACUGUCGAGACCUUUGCUGGUAUUCCAUUUGCCAAACCUCCCGUCGGUGCUCUUCGACUCAAACCACCUCAACCUAUCACUUCUGCAUUAGGUACCGUCAGAGCAACAGCGCAAGCUGCUACCUGUCCCCAAUUCUUCUUCAGUAGUGUAGUCAAUGAUGCAAUUCCUACAUCAGCACUCGGUGUUCUCCUCAACACACCCAUUUUCCAACAAGUUCUCAAUGCCGGGGAAGAUUGUUUGUACCUGAACAUUCAAAGACCAGCUGGUACUACUGCUUCAUCGAAAUUGCCAGUCUUGUUUUGGAUCUUUGGAGGAGGAUUUGAAUUAGGGGGAACGUCGAUGUAUAAUGGAUCUCCAUGGGUAGCUGAAAGUAUUGCUCAGGGUAAACCGAUCAUUUUUGUGCAAGUAGCUUACCGGGUUGGGGGUUUUGGAUUUUUACCUGGUGCUGAGGUUCUGGCUGAUGGAAGUGCGAAUUUGGGAUUGUUAGAUCAGAGAUUGGGCUUGCAAUGGGUGGCCGAUAAUAUUGGGGCAUUUGGUGGAGAUCCAUCAAAGGUCACUAUUUGGGGUGAGUCAGCUGGAGCAAUUUCAGUUUUCGACCAAAUGGCUUUGUAUGGAGGUGACAACACAUACAAAGGUAAAGCAUUGUUCCGUGGAGCCAUUAUGAAUUCAGGAAGUAUAGUCCCCGCCGAUCCUGUCGAUUGUCCAAAAGGUCAGAAGAUCUACGACACAGUCGUAGCUGCAGCAGGAUGUUCAGCAUCAAGCAAUACUCUAGCUUGCUUAAGAGGUGUCCCUUACUCCACCCUUCUCAAUGCAACAAAUUCCGUCUCAAGCCUCCUAAGUUAUACUUCCGUUGCCCUUAACUAUCUCCCUCGUCCAGAUGGAACAGCUCUCCCAAAAUCGCCGGAGGUUCUCCUUUCUUCUGGAGCAUGGGCAAAAGUUCCCUUCAUAAUCGGUGACCAAGAAGAUGAAGGAACAAUUUUCGCUCUCUUCCAAUCAAACAUCACCACAACAAACCAACUCGCGACCUAUUUCUCCAAUGUCUUCUUCAACAAUGCCCCUGCAUCCGUCAUAACCGGUUUACUUGACACAUACCCCAACGACCUUAUCUCCGGUUCUCCCUUCCGAACCCUCCUCCUCAAUAACUGGUACCCACAAUUCAAACGCUUAGCCGCCAUUCUCGGUGACCUAACCUUCACCCUCACCCGUCGCAUCUUCCUGCAAACCUCUCUAAAAGUCGCCCCCAACGUCCCGUCCUGGUCCUACCUCUCAUCCUACAACUACGGCACCCCGAUCCUAGGUACCUUCCACGGUUCAGACAUAUUACAAGUAUUUAACGGUUAUUAA